This is a messenger RNA of Rattus norvegicus (Norway rat), 1194 nucleotides long. RefSeq names its product ribonuclease P/MRP subunit p38 (gene Rpp38). Lineage: Eukaryota; Metazoa; Chordata; Mammalia; Rodentia; Muridae. Gene Ontology annotation, molecular function: ribonuclease P RNA binding; ribonuclease P activity. Gene Ontology annotation, biological process: tRNA 5'-leader removal. The record is from RefSeq and is marked provisional. Gene Ontology annotation, cellular component: nucleolus; nucleolar ribonuclease P complex; multimeric ribonuclease P complex.
CGCGCGCAGCAGGCGCACGUGGAGCGGGCGCCGUGGUCCCCGGUGGUGGCGGAGUUGCCGCCGCAGUGAAUCGAUCUGUCACGUGGUCUCCGCGGGGCGCUUCUGCACAGCAUCUCUGUCCCGAGCGAUACUGAACUUUAAUACUCUUCUGGGAUACCUCGCAGCCCGCUUCCUUCGGAAGGAAUUCUUUUAGAAAGCGGUUGUUACGGUCAUUUCCUCCAGAGAGACUUCUUUUCCUGACCCUCUCAACUAAGGUCGCUAACUGUCUGUUCCUCAAGGGUUUUCAAGAUGGCUGCAGCUCCUCAGGCACCAAAGAGGGGAUCUAUUCGGAAGACUAGACCUCUGGUUGUAAAGACAUCACUGAACAACCCCUAUGUCAUUUCCUGGAGCAGCUUGGAGAGAGAAGACAUGCACUUUAUCCUACAGACGCUGGAGGACAAGUUUAAGUCGAUCGGACUUCAGAAAAUUGAAGAUAAGAAGAAAAGGAAAGCAAAGCAGAGAGGCGGGCUUGUUGGGACCAGUGAGGAGCCGCAAGAGCCCCAUGGGGGUGUGCGGGUGUCAGGGUGGACCCCUGUGCACACCAGGAAGCAGCUGGCCAUCGGGGUUAAUGAGGUCACCCGGGCUCUGGAGAGGAAUGAACUGCUCCUGGUUCUAGUGUGUAAGUCAGUCAAGCCCGCCAUCAUCACCUCACACUUGAUUCAGCUGAGUUUAAGCAGAACCGUUCCUGCCUGUCAGGUACCUCAGCUCAGCGAGAGAAUUGCUCCAGUCAUUGGCUUAAAAUGUGUGCUAGCCUUGGGCUUCAGAAAGAACACCAUGGACUUUGCUGAUGAAGUAGAAGCCAUCAUUCCCAGGGUGCCCAGCUUAAAUGUGCCCUGGCUUCCAGACGGAACCCAAGGUCUCACAGACAGUUUGGAGACGGAGUCUUUGGAAAGCCAGGACAAAGAGGUUUUGGACACUUCAUUUGAUGACCUUACAAGACUUAAGAGGAAGCUUGCUGAAGGUGGACAAGCUCCAGCUGCAACACUACAACCCCUGAAAAUAAAGAGACUCGUUCCUAACCCGAGUAAGAUAAGGAAACCACCCAAGAGUAAAAACCCCUCAAAGUAGUUCUGUGUGACCCUGCCACUUCGUGCAAGUAUGUGGUCUAAAUAAGCGUUGACACAAAUAAAGCCAGGUGUGCUGCAUAUGCUCUUA